AUGCUACAGUGCCCAGCAGGUGAGGACUGCUGCAGCGGCGCUUGCACCAACCUCCAGAACACUCCCGGUAACUGCGGUACUUGUGGAAACACCUGCGCUGCUGAAUCCACCUGCUUAUCGGGCGCCUGCAUAUGCACGACCUUCGAAGGUUUCCAGCCGCAGGCCACAUUCCCCGUGGAGGGCAGUCCGCGGAGUGUCGCAGUGGGCGACUUCAACGAAGAUGGCAAUCUCGAUAUCGUAACUGCGAAUCAGUUCGGUAAUACAGUGAGCGUCUUGCUCGGAACUGGAGCAGGGAGCUUCCAGCCGCAGGCAACAUUCCCCGUGGGGAACAGUCCGUUCAGUGUCGCAGUGGGCGACUUCAACGAAGAUGGCAAUCUCGAUAUCGUGGCUGCCAAUAUCAACGGUAAUUCAGUGAGUGUCUUGCGUGGUGAUGGAUUGGGGGGCUUCCAGCCGCAGGCAACAUUCCCCGUGGGGAACAGUCCGGCCAGUGUCGCAGUGGGCGACUUCAACGAAGAUGGCAAUCUCGAUAUCGUGACUGCCAAUGUCGUCGGUUCGGUGAGUGUCUUGCUUGGAGAUGGAUUGGGGAGCUUUCAGCCACAGGCCACAUUCCCCGUGGGGACCAAUCCGUAUAGUGUCGCAGUGGGCGACUUCAACGAAGAUGGCAAUCUCGAUAUCGUAACUGCGAAUCAGUUCGGUAAUACAGUGAGCGUCUUGCUCGGAACUGGAGCAGGGAGCUUCCAGCCGCAGGCAACAUUCCCCGUGGGGAACAGUCCGCGGAGUGUCGCAGUGGGCGACUUCAACGAAGAUGGCAAUCUCGAUAUCGUGACUGCCAAUGUCGGCGGCAGUUCAGUGAGCGUCUUGCUUGGAGAUGGAUUGGGGAGCUUCCAGCCGCAGGCAACAUUCCCCGUGGGGUUCAAUCCGUUCAGUGUCGCAGUGGGCGACUUCAACGAAGAUGGCAAUCUCGAUAUCGUGGUUGCCAAUGCCGGCAGCAGUUCAGUGAGUGUCUUGCUUGGAGAUGGAUUGGGCAGCUUUCAGCCGCAGGCCACAUUCCCCGUGGGGACCGGUCCGGUCAGUGUCGCAGUGGGCGACUUCAGCGAAGAUGGCAAUCUCGAUAUCGUGACUGCGAAUUUCAACGACAACACAGUGAGCGUCUUGCUUGGGAAGCCUUGCGAUGCUUAA
Messenger RNA from Penicillium waksmanii, 1179 nucleotides. Its product is annotated as FG-GAP repeat domain-containing protein. The record is from RefSeq and is a predicted model, not a curated record. The transcript is spliced from 2 exons. The coding region runs from base 1 to 1179 and encodes 392 amino acids. NCBI's taxonomy places the organism in Eukaryota, Fungi, Ascomycota, Eurotiomycetes, Eurotiales, Aspergillaceae.